Molecule: messenger RNA, 1467 nt
Organism: Didymodactylos carnosus
Lineage: Eukaryota; Metazoa; Rotifera; Eurotatoria; Philodinida; Philodinidae
Source: the annotation of a GenBank genome assembly
AUGUUAUUACUUGUCCUGUACAAUUCAGUAUUUUACAGUGAAUUAAUAUCAGAUAAAACGUUACAAAAUUCAACUAGUAAAUUGUGCGGCGACGAUCAACGUCGAUUAUUGAAGUAUUUAUUCGAGGACAAUCAUUAUGACCCAUUGGAACGUCCAGUGCUAAAUGACAGCGAUACAUUAGAUGUCGUUGUGAACCUUGCACUUCAGCAAAUUAUAGAUCUGGACGAAAAGAAUGAAAUAAUCUUACUUAGUGGUUGGAUGGUUUUGAGUUGGAACGAUUACGCGUUGAGAUGGAAACCUGAGAAAUUUGGAAACAUAAGCACUAUUCGUUUACCUAGUUUAAGAGUAUGGACACCUGAUAUUCUACUCUACAACAGCGCCGAUGAAAAAUUUGAUGCGACGAUGAAAACAAAUUUAGUCGUUCAAUCUAAUGGUUCAAUUCUCUUUGCUCCUCCAGGAAUAUUUAAAUCAAUUUGUCCAGUCGAUAUUUCAGAUUUUCCAUUUGCAUUAAAUUUGACGUCAGAAGAUAAUGAAGGACAGUUAGAUGCUUAUGUGAAAAGUGCUGAAUGGGAUUUACAGGGAUUUUAUGCCAAAAGAUCAGCUGUCAAAUACGAUUGUUGUCCAACAAUAUAUCCAUAUGUAUUAUUUACACUUCAAAUUCGACGAAGAACAUUAUACUAUAUGAUCAACAUAAUUAUUCCAUGUAUUAUGUUAUCAUUUAUGACCACUUUUGGAUAUCUUUUACCACCUGAUUCUGGCGAAAAAUUAACUUUACAAAUUACAAUUAUGCUUUCAAUUGUUAUGUUUUCAUUAUUAAUUUCUGGUAUUAUACCAGCCAGUUCAUUUGCCGUACCCACUAUUGUUACUUAUUUUAUCUGUGUUAUGAUUAUUUCAUCGUUAUCUAUCGUAGCCACUGUCAUUGUACUAUUACUUCAUCAUCGAAAUGCAAAAAAUCAUAUUAUGCCUCAUUGGAUUCGACUUUAUAUCUGUCAUUAUCUGGCAUGGAUGCUUCGAAUGGAACGUCCUGGACAUGAUUUAUCAUUGAGAACAAUUCGCCGUUUUCAUAGAUCUGCAUCAAAUAAUAGUGAAGGUUUAUUAGCAAAUUCAUCUAAAAGUUUAUUAGCUAAUGUAACAGAAACAGAUGAACCAUUAAUAUUAUUUGGUUUACAAUAUCCAAAAUAUAAAAAAUUUCCAACAACUACGUCAAAUAAUAUAAAAGUAGAUAAUACUCAUUGGAUAUCACAAGAAAUAAAUUUACUCAAAAAUGAAUUAAAAACAAUUUCACAUGAACUUUAUUAUGUAUCAAAUAAUAUUCGAGAGGAAAAAGAUGAAGAAGAAGUUUCUCUAGAUUGGAAAUUUUCGGCUAUGGUUAUUGAUCGAUUAUGUUUAAUCCUAUUCACAGCAUUAACAGUUAUAUUUAGUUCAUUAAUACUUCUUACAGCACCAAAUUUUUUCAAAGUACGUUAA